AUGUCCAGAAUGAAGUCACUUCCUUUCCUGGGGGAAUUUGAAGAAACCCAAAACACAGUUAUUCUGCCUGAGAUGAACCAUGUGGCCAGCAGUGAAUCACAGACUUCAGCUGCUUUUGAAACAGAGGAGCAUAAUAAUAGGAAGAAUCUGAUGAGCUCCAGCAAGGGUUUGAAGGACAUGUCCUAUGGUGGUCUUAUUGGUGACGGAGGAGCAGACUUCAGACCUUGGCAAAAGAAAGAAGCUCCACCAGUUCCUCCACGGAGCACUUCUCGACACCUAGCAAAUUCACUUUCUGCAGUAGUACAGCUUUCUGAAGCACCCAUGAGAGAUCCGGGCAUCAAAAGCACUUGCAAAGUUCAGGACUGUAGGAGUGGAAGGAAACUGAUGAAUCCAUUGCCUAUAAAUCAAAAUGAAACCGCAGUGACAAAUGAAGGGCAGACUGUGAAAGGUCCUGUGGUGGUAACUGCUGCAAUACCUGUAACCAAAAAUGAGUGCAAUGUACCAACAAGUUUCUGCCACAACACGUGGGCAUAUGAUGCUGGCAAAGACAGUAAAAGUGAGUCCUCCCCACUGUCAUCCCAGAAAAGUUGCUCAGAUGGAAACAUGGCCCAAAGCAACAAGAUGCACCAGAAACAAAAUCCCAAGUCUCAUAGCAGUCUUUUUUACAGUAAUGACUUUUAUGCCCCUGCUACCCUGCACAGUGAUCUUUUGGGAGACUGUAGGUAUACUUUGGGAAAGACCCCAAGAAACGAAACUUUAGCAGCAAAGAUUGAUGAGUUUAACCGGACUGUAUUCCACACAGAUAAACGUAGCAAUGUUUUGCAAGAAAACAUGGUGAUUCGAACAGCAUCAGAAGAUCACAAACCCUGCAGCCCACCUUGUGACUCUGCUAUUAGCAGGACAGAAACUGUAGAUACAUCUUGUGUUUCAAAUCCUGAAUUGUCUGCACAAAAGGAAAAAGAAACCAGCAACCCCAGCAAAGCUGUCAGAUCAGCAGGGCAACAAAAGCAAGUAAAUGGACUUCCAAGUACUAGCAGUUAUAGACACAUGCUUCAUGAGCAUGACUGGAGACCAAGUAAUUUAUCCGGUCGCCCGCGUUCAGCUGACUCAAGGUCAAACUAUGGUGUUGUUGAAAAGCUUUUGAAAAACUAUGAAAAAUCCACAGUGACUUCUCCAUGUAAUGAAAAACACUGCAAAGAUAAGUGGACACGGGCAAACACUGAAUCUACCGAUGGGGGUUGUGAGAUGUUGAGUCAGUAUUUAGAAAUGCUUCAGAUUGAGCAAGGAAAGCAAGAAUUUCCGAGGAAUUCAGCCAGGCAUAUUGGGCAGCAACUCAAGCAAGGAAAGGAGAGACAGAAGUUACCAGAGAUAUCUGUGCCAGCUAAAUGUUCAAGUGGGAAGGGUUUCUCCCGACCAGCCCGACCAGCAAAUCGACGUUUACCUUCCAGAUGGGCAUCGAGAUCACCGUCAGCACCGCCUGCUAUGAGAAGGACAUCAUACAACUGCUCUGUCUCCUUUCGUUCAGAGACUUCAGUAGUCUGAACCCAGAGAUGGGUUGGGUGGUGUUGCGAAAGCUCUGCACCUCAUUGUAACUGUGUUUGACAUGUUACAGUGACCAGUUCUACCCUAUCCUAUCUUGUCCAAGAAUGACCCCAUCACAUGCCGGACAAAACAUUUCGAAUCUUAGGUCGUCAUCAUGGUCUUCAGUGUUUUUAUUAAGAUGGAACAACUAUAUCCCUGGUUUUCUCCUUUUUUUUUUCUUUUUUUUUUUUUAGUACUAGCUCACAAAGAGUUUAUUUGGAGUGGCAUCUUCCUUAAUUUGCCAAUCAGUUUUGAGUUGGAACAAUGUAUAGUGCUGUAUAUUCUGACUCUUCUGCAAACAGCAGAACGUAAAGCUGUAUGCAUGAUCAUGUGUUUGUAGGUGCAUGUGUUGGACUAGGAAGUAUACAGGUCUGUAUUUAGAAGAGAAAAACUGUGCUAGUGUUGACAUUGAAACUACAACCUAUAUGCCGACAUAUAUAUAUAUAUACUUUGUGUUAUUUUAAAAAGUUUGAAAUAUACAGUCCUGAUGACAUUUAUAUUUUGUAUAUCUUUUACAUAGGUUCACAGGUGUAGUAUUUAAUGUACAAAAACUAAAUAUGCAUUUUUGUGACUGAUUGCAGCGAUAAUGCCUUGCACAAUAUGUAUCUGAAGCAGACUAGCUCGACUGAUUUGUCAGUCAUGCUUCAUGGCAUCCUCGUUCAGUUUCCUAACCCUUAUGAUACUAGGUCAAAAUACCCAGACAUAUUUUUUCUGAAUUAAAAUAUUAUAUGAUUUGUAAUACAUUAACCUUUUUCAGCACCAGAGACAUUCCUGAAAUGACCGAAUCCCUUUAAAAAGCUUAAAUGCGCCAUUAUAUAUAUAGCAUACAGUAAACACUUCGGUAGUUUCAACUAGCGUAACAUACAAUUUAUGAAGGGAAGAUAAGAGUUGUAUAUGCUCAAUUCUGUGAAACUUAUUUUUCCUUCUAGCGCUAUACUUUGAGGUUUGGCAAAGUCAGAGAACAAUGGACUUGUUUACUCUCACUCAAGGCAGGAGAACAAGGACCGUUGUUGUUCCCAGCGCUGCAGGCACACUCCUUUUUUACUCUCCUCCUAGACUAGAGUGCCUGAGCCACUUGCUAAUGUACCGCUCCCUGACUGACUCGUGGCAGUCAGUUACGAAGUUUACGUGCACUCUGGCAACAAGCUGCAUCUAGUACGGAAAUACUGCAUCAAGAUAUCAUCACAGUGGUGCCAGAAAUCCCAGGCAAAUGGCAUUGGAAGUGUGUUUUUGCUAUCACCUGACUCGGCAUUAUGGGCCAUUGCGAUGAUGUGUACAGAGCCUGGCUUGUUCCUCCCCACAGUGUGAAAGAAACACAGAUACUACCCAGACUCUUGCUGAAAAGACGGUGUCCCUCAUCCUGGAAUUUUUGCACCCUUUUCAAAGCUGUUGCUGGAUGCGUAGUGUGGUAAAGAUGAUAUAUGUCGCCUUUAAACAACAUGUCUAGGUUAAAAGGAGUAAAGAGGUGCUUCAACAUCAGCCUAAUCUUGUCUUGCAACUUUUCUUCUUCUCCUGGAGAAACACAGUGUGUUCAAAGGAAUUUCAGAAAUCAUCCCAGGAUCCAUUAAUGUGCACAUUUCAUAUGUGAAUGUAAAAAGGAUUUCAGAGAGGGUAUAGGCUUUUGUCCUAGUGAAUUGUUUGUGUGGCAAUAUAGGGAAAAUUAGUUGUGCUUAAUUUGAUAGUGAUAUAUUGUCUUACUCCAAUCAUGAUAAGAAUCCACACCUUUUUGCUUCCUUUUAGGGCCUUAUUCUUCUUUCCUCUGCAUGACUAUAGUUUUGCAGAGAGAGAAAGCAGAAGACAGCUUGUUCUGAGCAAUAUACCCUCCAAGGUAGUAUCAAUAACUUUUUGGGCAAGCCAGUGUUGGAUUGAGCAAGUAUUAGAGCCAUAAAUCCAACCUUAGCCACGCUGUCAUGGCUGCCUGAUUGGCAAAAGCAUGCUCAGAAUAAUUUGCCCAGUCUUAACUUCCUGGUACUUUCUAUGUGUGAGUGGCAGGAAACCCCAUAACAAUUUAUGAAGGCUUCAAAUGGAUCUACAAUUCAUCAAAAUUCACUUGGACAUUAUUGCAAAGUAAUUACUGGAAAUUGUAUAAGGACAGAGAAUCUUGAAGAAAAUAUACAAUUUGGACAGAGGCAAAAAUCCGUGUGCUCAAGUGAAAAAUCAAGAGUAUUAUAAAUGUUCUUGUUUGACCUAAUUUAGAGAUUGCACUCCAUUAGCUUCCUUAGAACUAGAAAAAUUACAAAUGAUUUAUAGUGAAUUGGGAACCUUGCUUAGAAGUUUAUCUAACUGUGGAAACCGGCAAACUGAAAUGCCUUGCAAAUUGACCUUUUAAAUGCCUAAGUAGCUGAGCAGCUUUAAAUGCCUAAAGCUGAGGAAAGGUUAAUGUGAGAGAACUGUAAAAUUAUGGUUCUUAAUUUCAGAGUGCUGACUGCAAUCAAACUUCCUUCAGUUACCUUUAUGGUAAUGUUAAGCAGUUUUGUUCUGAAAAAUGGUGGUGCACUUUUGUUUGACGAAUGUAACUAUGAAAGAGUUUCCCUUAAUUAAUCAGUGAAGGUGUUUCUUUAGCUCACUUAAUUUUAUUUAUUUAUUUUUUGGUUGCUUUGGACAUAUAUCACAUUGUUGAAUAACAGAGAAAGGAUCAAAUACUUACAACAUUCCCUGAUGUAUGUAAGUUUAAUGAACAGAAGGUUUUUGAAAUAAAGAAUAAGUCCAUUUUGUCAAGAUUUUCUGUGUCCAUCUAAUUAUAGACAUGAUUCUGAUGCCUGAAAUUAUCAAAACUGGUGAUUUAGGUCUGUAGGUGGCUAGAUGAAUAUACCAAUUUUAGAAACUUGCUGCUGAAGCUAUUUAAAUAUCCUUUUCAGUCAUACCCAUGACAGGGCCAGUGCAGUGCACUGCUGUGAGUUUUUUAGUUCCCAGAACUGUGAUUACUGAACCAUAGUACUGGCUUCAUUGCACUUGCUGUAGGAGGAAAGAGCUCCAGGUUCCCCCAUAUGACAGGAAAAUGUAGUUAUCUUGGAAGCUCUUGGGCAAAAGAGGCUCUAUACACAUGCACACAGAUACACUCGUAAAAGAACCAUAAAUAGCCUAGGUAGAAUCAACUCUACUUAUUACAUAAUGCCGGUGUCGCCUACAGAAGCUGAUUGUUUUCUAAGCCAUUUUUUAAAAUAAGUUUUUAUUAUUCUUCUAUAUGCCAUCUCAAGUCUUAACGUCGAUACAGAGUCUUCUUACCUGUGCUUUGAACAAGUCUGGGAUCUUGUGAGUGUAUGCUUAGGGGCACUGAAAUAAAUGCAGCAGGGAAUUUUCAAAGUGUAAAAACCUUAAACCAAGUAAUAGGGUAGGCACAUUAAAGGGCACCCUCUUGCACACGAGAAAUCAGCUGCCCACUGAAAUAUUUAUAAGCUGAUGGAGACAUCAUCUUUCCCUCAAACUCUUUUAGGGAGGACCAUGGUGUGGAGGAAACACACAGGGAAGAGUGGGUCAGGCCUUGGCUCCAUAUACAACAUAGCAGGCCACCUGAGUGCUGCAAAACCUCUGGAUAUUGUUCCUCAAAGACAGAAUAUAUUUCCCCUAAAUGUUUUAUCUUUACAGUUUUAGUGAUAGACUUCUUAUAUAUCUUUAAAACGUUGCUGAAGGGAUGAACUUUGCUUGUUCUCCAUCAACAAUGCAAUUCUCUUUGACUGUUACUGUAAAGGAGUUAACUGUUAUGUAUAGCAAAGAACUGGCAAUCAAUGUAAUAUAACUCUCCAGAGCACUCAGAGCACCAGUUUAUUGCUCCAGUUGUCUACUUAAGAACUUGUACCUGUAAAUAAGAAUUUUCUAUCCAAAUGUCUUCAACAGCAUUUUAGCGAGCUCCACAGCAGCCCAGCAGGUAGGCCAUUUCCCUCAGAGUUUUGUUGUUUCUGGACCGAGCCUGAAUUUCCUAGCAUGAGAGAACUUAUGCAAUUCUCACAGUGCUGCUAUGCAAAGAAUUCCUUUGGCUUUGAGACCUGCGGUGUACAGCUGUAGCAAUUAUACUGCUGAUAUUCUCUAUUGAAUGGAUCUGUAGUGGACUCUUUGAUUGUGUACAUGCUUUUUAAACUGGAAGGCAGAAUGCAUUUCCUCUCGGUGCACUAAAUCAAAGCCCCUUGUUGACUCUGUCCUUUCCGUCCCUCCUUGAUUCCUGGUGGAUGUAUAUUUUUAGGUUGUUUAUUGCCACUGCUCUUUAUGUAUAUGCCAUACCACAGGACUUCCUAUUUGUACCACCAACAAAAUAUUUUUUGACAGCCUGUUCUUAAAAAUGCUGAUAUAAUUAUUGCCAUUCACAAAUAUAUUAGAACUUGUUGGUUCGCUUUA
Molecule: messenger RNA, 5910 nt
Organism: Anas platyrhynchos (mallard)
Lineage: Eukaryota; Metazoa; Chordata; Aves; Anseriformes; Anatidae
Product: KIAA0408 ortholog
Source: RefSeq, a predicted model, not a curated record